AUGUCCAACGCAAAUCACAACGAGGAUAAGCCUGCCGCUGAGCGCGACCCGGAGACGGAAAUUGCGGCAUCUGAAGAGGAAGAAAUCACGGCCAUGAAGCGUCGUGUGGCCGAAAUGGAGGAGGAAGCCAAGAAGCUGCGCGAGAUGCAGGCCACCUUGGAGCAGCAGUCGGCCGAUUUGGCGGAUGACAAGGAGUCGGUUGAUGCGCGAAGCAUCUUUGUCGGAAACGUCGACUACUCUGCUUCUCCCGAGGAUAUUCAGGCUCACUUCCAAAGCUGCGGAUCGAUCAACCGCGUGACUAUCCUCUUGGAUAAGUUUACAGGCCAGCCAAAGGGAUACGCCUAUGUUGAGUUUACAGAACCCAGCCUGGUCGCCCAGGCCCUCAUCCUUAACGAAAGCGUCUUCAAGGGCCGCAACAUCAAGGUUACACCCAAGCGUACCAACGUUCCCGGCAUGAGUCGAGGCCGUGGACGAGGCGGCUUCCGUGGAGGUCGAGGAUUCCACGGUCGGGGUGGGUUCCCUCGUGGAGGCUACCGCGGCGGCUAUAGGGGCCGUGGCCGGGGAGCUCACGCGCCUUACUAG
Molecule: messenger RNA, 582 nt
Organism: Metarhizium album ARSEF 1941
Lineage: Eukaryota; Fungi; Ascomycota; Sordariomycetes; Hypocreales; Clavicipitaceae
Product: Nucleotide-binding, alpha-beta plait
Exons: 3
Coding region: 1-582 (193 amino acids)
Molecular function (GO): RNA binding
Source: RefSeq, a predicted model, not a curated record